GCUCACGAAUCGGACAUCGCUAGUGGAUGUCAGAGAAACGAGCUCGAGCUACCUGCAGGGACACCGAAGAACUGAUCCGCGGGACUGGCGCGAGAGACCUAAUCCACCAACGACAUGUGGAGACACUUGAGGAAAGCGCUUGCGAGUAACUUAAAAUAACUAACUUUAUCAGGAAUUUUUUUUAUAAUACAUAUAAAACGCGCCGGUUCCGUUUCAGGUCGCAGUUUAGUGUGUUGCAGGAAUGCGUUGGAGUUUGUGCUCUGUUCGACUCCAACAGAUGCUCGUCUUUGAACAACAGCGACGUUGUUUAUGAAUUGGGGAAGAUUUGAAGCCAGGCUCAGCCAGUCCGGAGCACCCGAGAGAGAGGGGGAGAGAGGAGACGAGGGGAGGGAGGAGAGAGGAGAGAGGCGGGGAGGAGAGGGGCGCCCAGAAAACGCCCUGCUGCUGAAUCCUCUCAAAAUUAAAACUUUAUCGCGCCAUUAACGGUACGCUCGCACUGAAGGAUGAGAAGUUUGAUUCGGCUCAAUUGUUUAAAGUAGCCACUUCAUAGAUUGUUGUGAGGGGGAAAGUUUGGAAAACCUCAAUUGUUCCCAUUGGAUUAUUUUUUUUUUUGUCCGCUUUAUUCUGGACAAGCACGGGGUACUUUUUGGAGGGCGGCGAGUAGGAGGCUGUCUAGGCCCGCUGCUCGACAACUUGAAAUAAGAUCUUGUAUCUUUAAUGUGAACCAGAAAAGUUGGGCAGAUCGCUCGUCAUUGCUCAGACUGGCGCCAGGACAAAGCAAAAAUGUCGCUAGGAGCGGAGAGAAGGAUGGAAACCCGGUUGAGAAAACUGGAAGCCAUGCUCAAAGAGCCGCGGUCUGCGAUCAACUUGGAAAGUUUGCUGGACUCCAUGAAUGCCAUGGUUUUAGAUUUGGAUUUUCCAGCCUUGCGUAAAAAUAAGAACAUUGAGACCUUCUUGAACAGAUAUGAGAAGGUUAUGGGCCAAAUGAGGGAGCUCCAGAUGAAGCCGGAUGAUUUUGACCGAGUGAAGGUGAUCGGUAGAGGAGCGUUUGGAGAAGUCCGGCUGGUUAGGCAUAAGGCCUCUCAGAAGGUGUAUGCAAUGAAGGUGCUCAGCAAGUUUGAAAUGAUCAAACGCUCAGAUUCUGCCUUCUUCUGGGAGGAGCGUGACAUCAUGGCGUUUGCUGACAGCCCAUGGGUCGUACAGCUGUGCUGUGCGUUCCAGGAUGACCGUUCUCUUUACAUGGUAAUGGAAUACAUGCCAGGAGGAGAUCUUGUCAAUCUCACCAGUACAUAUGAUGUCCCAGAGAAGUGGGCAAAGUUUUACACUGCUGAGGUUGUGUUGGCUCUGGACGCCAUUCACUCUAUGGGCUUUGUUCACCGAGACAUCAAACCAGACAACAUGCUGCUGGACCGCUACGGACACCUCAAACUUGCCGACUUUGGGACCUGCAUGAAAAUGGAUGGGACGGGGAUGGUUCAUUGUGACACUGCGGUCGGGACCCCUGAUUACAUCUCGCCGGAGGUUCUUAAGUCUCAGGGAGGGGAUGGAUACUACGGACGCGAGUGUGACUGGUGGUCAGUUGGAGUAUUUAUCUACGAGAUGCUGGUUGGUGAUACACCGUUUUAUGCAGAUUCUCUGGUCGGGACCUACAGUAAGAUUAUGGACCAUAAGAACUCCCUUAACUUCCCCGAUGACAUUGAGAUCUCUCAAGAAGCCAAAAACAUCAUCUGUGCCUUCCUAACAGAGAGGGAGAUUCGACUGGGACGAAAUGGUGUAGAAGAAAUUAAAAAACAUCCUUUCUUCAAAAACGACCAGUGGACAUUCAACACCAUCAGAGAGACUGCAGCACCUGUGGUUCCAGAGCUGAUCAGUGACAUAGACACCAGUAAUUUUGAUGAGAUAGAGGAAGAUAAAGGAGAAGUAGAGACCUUUCCCACACCUAAAGCCUUCGUUGGAAAUCAGCUGCCCUUUGUGGGGUUCACUUACUUUAAAGAAGACCAGUUGUUGAAUGCUGUUAACAGUUCAGCAAUGAAAAAAGAUCAAGUAUCCAAGACAGAGGACAGUUUAGCUCUCCAGAAGAAAAUUAACUCUUUAGAAGAGCAGCUCAACAAUGAAAUGCAGACCAAAGAGGAGUUGGAGCAAAAAUACAGAAGCAACUGUAGCCGCCUAGAGAAGAUCACCAAAGAGCUUGAUGAAGAAAUGAAUAGCAGAAAAGGGUUGGAGACGACUCUGAGACAGCUGGAGAGAGAGAAGGCUCUCCUGCAGCACAAGAGCGUAGAGAGUCACCGCAGGGCAGAGAGUGAAGCCGACCGCAAACGCUGCUUAGAGAAUGAAGUGAACAGUCUGAGGGAUCAGCUGGAUGAAAUGAAGAAGAAAAACCAGAACUCUCACAUCUCCAAUGAGAAGAACAUCCACCUGCAGAAACAGCUGGAUGAGGCAAACGCGUCACUGCGGGCGGAAUCUGAUGCUGCUGCGAGGCUGCGUAAAGCUCAGACAGAGAGCUCAAAACAGCUGCAGCAGCUGGAGGCUCACGCGAGAGAACUGCAGGACAAAUGCUGCAUGCUGGAGAACAGCAAGCUCACACUAGAGAGAGACAACAUCAGCCUGCAGGCCGCGCUGGACGCAGAGAAACGAGAGCACACCCAGGGCUCUGAGACCAUCUCUGAUCUACAGGCACGCAUCUCUGGUUUGGAGGAGGAAGUGAAACAGGUGAGACAGGCCCUGUCUAAAGCUGAGACGGACAAAAGGCAACUCCAGGAGAAGCUUACAGACCUGGAAAAGGAGAAGAGCAAUAACCAGAUUGACAUGACCUAUAAGCUGAAGAUUUUGCAGCAGGGUUUGGAGCAGGAGGAGGCGGCACACAAGGCCACAAAAGCUCGACUUGCUGAUAAGAACAAGAUCAGCGAGUCCAUCGAAGGAGCCAAAUCUGAGGCUGUGAAGGAGCUGGAACAGAAGCUGCAGGAGGAACGUUCCUCUAAACUGCGUGUGGAGAACAGGGUGUUAGAACUGGAGAAGAAGAACUCCAUGCUUGACUGCGACUAUAAACAGUCACUGCAGAAACUAGAGGAAUUGCGACGACGCAAAGAGAGACUCACAGAAGAGGUGAAUAAUCUGAGUCUGAAGAUUGAGCAAGAGAUUCAGAAACGCGCUUUGACUCAGAAUGACCUAAAGGUUCAGAACCAGCAGCUCAACACCCUGCGAACUUCAGAGAAACAACUCAAACAGGAGAUAAACCACCUGUUGGAAAUCAAACGCAGCCUAGAGAAGCAAAAUAUGGAACUGCGCAAGGAGCGUCAGGAUUCUGAUGGACAGAUGAAGGAACUACAGGAUCAGUUGGAGGCAGAGCAGUAUUUCUCUACGCUGUAUAAGACACAGGUGCGGGAGCUGAAGGAAGAGUGCGAGGAGAAAAAUAAACUUUAUAAAGACAUGCAGCAGAGUCUACAGGAGCUACAGGAGGAAAGGGAUUCUCUUGCGGCCCAGUUAGAGAUCACACUAACGAAGGCUGACUCGGAGCAGCUGGCGCGCUCCAUUGCAGAGGAGCAGUAUUCCGACCUGGAGAAGGAGAAGAUCAUGAAGGAGCUGGAGAUCAAAGAGAUGAUGGCCAGACACAGACAGGAGCUCGCUGAAAAAGACACCACCAUCACCUCAUUAGAGGAAGCUAAUCGCACAUUGACGAAUGAUGUGGCAAACUUGGCCAAUGAGAAAGAAGAACUGAACAACAAAGUAAAGGAAACACAAGACUACCUGCAGAAUCUCAAGAAUGAAGAGCAGUCCAUCAUUCAAGUGAAGCUAGCCCUUGAGAAACAGCUUCAGUCAGAGAGAACUCUCAAAACACAAGCGGUGAACAAGCUGGCAGAGAUCAUGAAUAGAAAGGAGGUCAGAGGUGGUGGAAGUCGCCGUGGAAAUGAUACAGACGUGAGGAGGAAGGAGAAAGAAAACAGGAAGUUGCAGCUGGAGCUGCGUUCUGAGAGGGAGAAGCUCAACAGCUCUAUCAUCAAAUACCAGAGAGAAAUCAAUGACAUGCAAGCGCAACUGGCAGAAGAGUCUCAGGUGCGUGUCGAGCUGCAGAUGGCUCUGGACAGUAAAGACAGCGAUAUCGAGCAGCUGCGCUGUCUGCUGAACUCUCUAAACGUCCAGUCGCUGGACUCUGCCAGUAUGAGCAGCGGCCCAGAAAUGGACACUGAUGAAUCACUAGCAGAGACAAGACUGGAGGGUUGGCUAUCUUUACCAGUGAGGAACAACACCAAACGAUUUGGGUGGGAAAGGAAGUAUGUUGUGGUGAGCAGCAAGAAGAUUCUCUUCUACAACAGUGAGCAGGACAAAGAGCUUUCCAAUCCUUACAUGGUGUUGGACAUAGAUAAACUUUUUCAUGUGCGUUCGGUGACCCAGACGGACGUCUACCGUGCUGACGCCAAAGAGAUCCCCAGAAUAUUCCAGAUCUUGUACGCUAAUGAGGGUGAAAGCAAGAAAGAGCAAGAACUGGAACCUCUUCCUGGGGACAAGUCCAGCUACAUUUGCCAUAAGGGUCAUGAGUUCAUUCCCACCCUGUACCACUUCCCAACGAACUGUGAAGCCUGUACCAAACCCCUGUGGAACAUGUUUAAACCACCUCCAGCUCUCGAGUGCAGACGAUGUCACAUCAAGUGCCACAAAGACCACAUGGACAAGAAAGAGGAAAUCAUUGCUCCGUGUAAAGUGAACUAUGACGUGUCUACGGCUAAAAAUCUGCUGCUGUUAGCAUUGUCUCAGGAGGAACAGCAGAAGUGGGUUAGUCGGCUCAUGAAGAAGAUCCCCAAAAAACCUCCAGCACCAGAUGCCACUCACCGCUCUUCUCCCAGAGCUCCUGUUAAAGUACAAAACAGUCAGUCCUUAAAGAGAUCCAGCCGACCAAUACCCCCCGGCAAACCCAGGUCUGUGCACAACAUAAUGGACCCAACAGCAUGUGCAGAGAAAUCCGGCUUCAUCUACCACAAGGGACAUGAGUUUAUUCCUUUAUUCUACCACUUUCCUGCCAACUGCGAGGCCUGUACCAAACCCCUGUGGAACAUGUUCAAACCUCCUCUGGCUCUGGAAUGCCAGAGAUGUCAGAUCAAAUGCCACAAGGAGCACAUGGACAAGAGAGAGGAAAGUCUUGGACCCUGUACUCCAGACCAGUUCAACACUGGGUGAGAGGAGGAGACUGCCGGCCUGGAAGUUGGAUGGAGGAUGUAUCGAAUGUUUAUUUGUUAGGAUGCUUCAGAGACAUCAUUCAGGAGCUUUCAAUGUUUAAAUCACGGUGUCUAAACUAACAGAAUAACAUUUACGGUCUUUGCUAAUGGUGGCUUGCCGGAUAGAAAGCUUAAACAGUGUUACACUGGGCUACCUUUUGUAACUUGGGAUGCAAGAUGACAGCUUAGACAUUAACAAAGCACUUUUUCUCUUUUGUAUCAAAUCAGGUUUUUAAUUAUGACUAAGAACACUGAAUUUAAAGUCUAAAUACUAAAAGUAUGUGUCAGAAGAAGACUUAAAACUUCUCACAAGAGCUCUGUAUCUUCAAAUUGAUUGCACAUUUAAGAUUAAAAUCAGGAUGCAUACAGAUAUACAGCCUUUAAAGCUUCAGCAGUGAACAGUGGCAGAUCUUAUUUUUAAGGUGUAGCUCUGUCAUAGUAAUUACCUCUUAGCUUCAUCUUAGCAAACUACCUCCAGACCUUACUGAGACGAGGUUGGUGAAAGCUUGGCUGAAUGCUUUCUCCUCCACCUGCAGGCUUCUGGAUCCGGAGCUUCAGGACUGGCACUGGGCUCUGGAUGAUGUGGAUGAUGUAGAUUAUGACCAUACGUUUCAUUUCUGAGGAGCAUGUGUAGGGUGGAAACAGGGUAACUGCUUAACAUAGGGGCUCUGUUCCAAAACUGCACAGUUUUGCUCCAACCCUAAUCAAACACACCUGGUCCAGCUAAUCAAGGUCUUCAGGAUUACUAGAGACUUCCAAGCAGGUGAGGUUUAGAGCUGGUUGGAGCUAAACUCUGCAGAGCUGUGGCCCUCCAGGAAUUGAGUUUGAGACCACUGCUCUAGGCUGCUCACUUGGUUUUGGAACAGAGUCGUGGAGUGACUUUUUUGUGUGUGCAGUUGGAUUUGUUUGCCUUUGCAACAAAUUGAAGCAUGUGUGAGUGUUAACUGUUUGUUUGAAAGAUUUGGUCAAGAUGGGAUAUGGAGAACUUGCCAUGACCCAGCAGAAGUUUCUUUACCAAUUCUCAUGAACACCCUCUCUGCCCUCCAAGCCCACAGCAGGCACUCUUCAAUUGCAAAGCUGAACAGUUUCUCCAAUCAUUUCUCAUUUACUAUUGAAGGAGAGGAGGUUUGUUCAGAGAAUUGGCAUUUGGCCUGCCUGUGUUUCUUAUUUGACCUUUGACCCUCUUGCCCUAGUCCCCCUCGACUGGACAUGCCAAAGAUGAGGCGAGAAGACUCCACCAACAGCCUUCUGAACAAAUGAGUCCGUUUGAUUACCAUGUUUACAAACUCUUUAAGAAGAAGACACUAUUUUUAUUUCUAGGUCUUUUUUAUUUGUUCCCUUUUGCUAUGAAAGUUUGCCACUUGUGUGUGUUUGCAGGUGUGUUGAUCUGCUUCUCUUGAGCAUGAUGGCACGCUGUGGUGCUUCUUUUUUUUUAUAUGAACGAAGGAUUUUUCUUUCCUCUUGGGUUAAAAUGUGGUGAAACUAACUUUCUCUUUGUCUUUCUCGAUUUCUCCCUCAUUCUCUAGUUAACCUUGUAUUGGGAUUCUGGUGCUGCUACAUGGUGAUUUGGGGUUCUUCCUAUCACAUCAACAAAAGACCUUUAUAACUUUUCGCACAUUUUGGCAAAUCCCAAAAAAGUGAGAGAUGUACAAAUGUUGAAGAAGGCUUUGCUGUCGUGAUAUGGCUUUUAUUCUCUGGGCAUACGGUUGCUUCGACUUCAACAGCACAACAGUUCUACACAAAACUAAAGGGUCAGCGUCAUACCAAACUACUUCAUUCAAGGCCAGAGUUGACCUGAACGCUAAGACUGAACCCCGCUGGACCGGCCAGAGAAUGUGGACGACAACUGGGUCUGACCAUAGUGUUUUUUUUUUUUUUUUUAAUGGCUGAA
Molecule: messenger RNA, 7098 nt
Organism: Carassius auratus (goldfish)
Lineage: Eukaryota; Metazoa; Chordata; Actinopteri; Cypriniformes; Cyprinidae
Product: rho-associated protein kinase 2-like
Exons: 31
Coding region: 784-5169 (1461 amino acids)
Biological process (GO): peptidyl-threonine phosphorylation; smooth muscle contraction; regulation of actin cytoskeleton organization
Cellular component (GO): cytoplasm; centrosome; cytoskeleton
Molecular function (GO): small GTPase binding; Rho-dependent protein serine/threonine kinase activity; ATP binding
Source: RefSeq, a predicted model, not a curated record